Molecule: messenger RNA, 3675 nt
Organism: Macrosiphum euphorbiae (potato aphid)
Lineage: Eukaryota; Metazoa; Arthropoda; Insecta; Hemiptera; Aphididae
Source: the annotation of a GenBank genome assembly
AUGGCCAUGAGAAAUAAUUUGAAUAGCACUUUCAAAACUAGCAGUUAUAAACACGUAAAGCGACCAAACGGUAAAUACGGGAAUUUGUCAUUACAUAGUGGGUUUAGUAAAUGUGAUAUUUGUGGAAAAAAUUUUCAAAGAAUGAAGUUAUUUGACCAUAUCAGGCAAUCUCAUCAUCAAUACUUUUGUUUAGUUUGCAAAGCUAGAUUUAAGAUACAUAAAGACUUGAUUAAUCACUUACAAGAUAUUCAUCAAUUAGUAGCUUCGGAUAAUCUUAACAAAUCUCAAGAUGUAUUUUGUGAUAGUGUUAAUAAAAGGUACUUUGCUCAGCCUCUACUUUCUUCUCGACUCCCAAUUCCGUCUACUACAAAUUCUCCAUUUUUAAGUAGUAGUUCUGAAGAUGAUGAAUUACACUUAGAUAACAUAGAUGUAAUGGAUGUGGUUUUUGGUACUAAAAAUUGUGAACAACGUAAAGAUGAAUUGGAAAUAAGUGUUGUUAUUGAUGACAUUAUAAAAUAUGUUAUAGAUGAUGUUAAAGCUGAUGACCUUUUUGAAAGCACAUUACAAGACUUAAGUUGUUCUGAUAUAUCGGUGACUGAUGAAUUUGAUAACAAAACUCUUAAAAAAUUAGGUGCUUCAGAAGAAGACAAUUAUCAUACACAUUAUUUUAUGUCUCAAACAAAUUGUGACAAUAGUCUGUCUGCAAAUAUAAAUUUUUCUGAAAAUAAUGAGUUGUCAAUGAACACAUUAACCCAAUCUCCAAUCACUAUGGACUUGAUAUCUGUACAAACAUUACAAAAUCUUGAAGAAGAAUUUAAACUUGGAAUUAAAAAUAUGUCUACAGUUUUAUCAGAAAAAAGUCCAUGGGUAAAUGGACCAGAAGCACUACAAAAUAUUAAUCACUCAACAGAGAAUGAUAAUCUUCUUGUUAUGGCUCUAACUCUAGAUCAUAAAUUAACAGAUAUGAAAAUAAAUGUAAUACUUAAAGAAUGCAUUAGAACUUCAUGUUUAACUUGUGUAUACUGUCACAAUUCAACAUCUAUUGCUGUGAAUGGUAAACAACUAGCACUGCAUAUGAUAGAAAAACAUCGCUUUAUGACUGUAAAAAAUGAAUCUUCUGAAGAUGUUGCUAAUAUAUUAAAAUCAAAUUUGAAUGCUUUAGAAAAUGUUUAUUUAAACUCUGAAAACUAUGACUCUACCGAUGAUUUAAGUCAUACACCAUUUAAUAAUACUUUCUAUUGCUUCAACUGUCAAUUUACAUCAAAACAAAUGAAAGAAGUAAACUCUCAUAAACGUAGUGUUCAUUCGAGAAAAACUUAUGACUGUAUAAUGUGCAAAAUAACUUUUUCCAAUUAUGGAGAACUGCAUUGUCAUUUAUGUCCGGGUGUGGAUCUUGGAGUUUGGCAAAAUUUAUCAUUUAGAUGCUUAUUUUGUGGCCAGGGUGAAAUUCCAUCUGCAUUUCGAUGUAUGGUUCAUUUAAGAAAAGCUCAUAAUGCGUGUGAUUAUUGUUUGGAAACAUUCUCCAACCAACAAAGUUUAGCCUUGCAUGUUAAUAAACAUAAAAUGAGGCAUAUGUGUUUGAAAUGUAACAUAACUUAUCUCAGUAAGAAGGAUAUUUUUGAGCAUAUGUUUUGGAAGCAUAAUAGGGACAGCAAAGAAUGUAAAUCAUGUUUAACAAAAAAAUGGCCUUAUACAUAUCAUUUUUGUGUUCCGCCUGCAAUGUUCACAUGUGAUGAAUGUAGAAGAACUUUUUCCAAUGCUUUAUUAUUAAGAGUACAUGAAAGAUGGCACUCUGGAAAUGUUCCAUAUGAAUGUACUACUUGUUCUAAUAAAUUUAUUUCAAAAAAGUUACUUAAGAAACAUGAAUUAAUUCAUAAAGAAGUAAUAUCUCCUGUAAAAAAGAAAAAAAAGAAGAAGAAAAAAGGAUUUGACUAUAAUCUUCCUCCACUAAAUCUUUCUUCUGAUAGUGAUACUGAGAAAACUCCUCGUCAUAAACCUGAAAAAUAUCUAAAAUCGCCAAGUCCAAGUGGUAAUUAUUGGGAUUAUGUUAGUAAACAAAAAAAAGAAUUGGUUCAUAUUGCAUUACUAGAUCAUGACUAUACUUUAUUAUCAACUAGUCAAUCUGAAUUAAUAAAAUCUCCUCCAUAUCCAGAUGAAUUAGCAGCUAUUGUAAAUGGUAGUGAAAAUAUAUUAAAUAACUCUUUUAAUAUUUCUUGUCAAAGAUCAUCAUGUUCGUCACACUGUAAUUCAUCAUCUUCAUCGUCUAGUUCAUGUGGGUCAAAUUGUUCAUGUUCUUCGUCAUGUUCUUCAUCAUGUGACUCUGAUAAGGAGGAAAAGAAAAAGCCAAUAAUUGAAAGUCCAAAAAAACACAAAAAGAAGAAAAAAGAAAAAAAAAUUAAAGUUUUAAGUGCCAAGAAAAUAGCAAAUUUCAAUUUGUGUGCAUUAGAAUCUGAUUUGGAAAGCGAGUUUUCAAAUACAGAUAAUGAAGAAUAUUAUGAUAUUAAUCCAGUCCCUUUGCAUCCUGAAGUAAAUAAUAAAGAAAUAAUACAAUCAAAGCAAGAAAGUCUUAUGGAAAAUACGGUAAUUUUACCUAAAGAGAACAGUACAUUAAUACCUUGCAUAACUUUACCAAAUGAUAAUAGUUUUAAAUUGUCUAACCCCCAUCAAUGUACAAACAUUGAAUCUCAAUUAUUAAAUAAUAGUGAAUCCAUUGGUUUACCGAAUAAUGAAUUUAAAAUAGCUGAUGAAUAUGAACUAUAUAGUAGUAAUUAUUCAUCAUCUAUAAAUAAUAUAUCUCCAUCAUUCAAUAAUUUUUUAUUACCUAAUGAAGAUAGGGAAUGUAUUGAGAAUAACUUAAACAAAAAUCCAGUUACUAUAUGCAAUGGCAAUAAUAAUUUACAUAGUAUAAAAGAUGAAUUAAAUUUGAGUUUAAGUCGUGGUCAAAAAGUUGUACAUAAUUAUUUUACACCACAGAAAACAAGAAAACGUCUCCAUUCUUCAUCACCUACAAAACGACAAACAAAACGUAAGUUAAAAAUUAAGGCGUCCAAAGAAACUCCUCUGUUAUCGAAAGUAGUAGCAAGCAUUCCUUCACCACUUUCAAUUAACUCUUCUUAUUCGACAUGUUCACCUAAUUUAUCGAGAAGCCCUAUGUUGUCAAAUGAUACUCGUCAGUCUAAACGGCAACCGAAAAAGAGAAAAUUUUUUGGUUAUGAGAGUAGUGAUGAAGAAAAACUACAAAAUGGAGAUUCAUCUUUUUUAGUUCAGCCAUUAUCCCUUCAUAUCCCAUCUGUGACUAAAAAGAAGCAAAAACGGAAACUUAAACCAGUAGUAUCACCACUUCAACAUCAACAUACAACUACUAAAUUGACACAAUCUCAUCAAACAAGACCUAUUGUAGAUGUUCGAAUAAGUAAAACUGUUAUACCCCCUGAUGUUACUGAUAAUACUGACAGUGAUUCUGGAAAUUUAGUAAUUGAACUUCCUAAGUUUGUAGAACAGAAAGCAGUACAGAGCACAGAGAGACUAUAUUGUCACUGUAGGUGCCCAUACGAUGAAGUUUCUGAAAUGAUAGCAUGCGAUAAUCCUAAUUGUCGUGUUGAAUGGUUUCAUUUUGAUUGUGUUGGUAUCACAGUUGCCCCAAAAGGUAAUUGGUACUGUCCAGAUUGUCGUUGA